Messenger RNA from Bursaphelenchus xylophilus (pine wood nematode), 1357 nucleotides. The record is from the annotation of a GenBank genome assembly. NCBI's taxonomy places the organism in Eukaryota, Metazoa, Nematoda, Chromadorea, Rhabditida, Aphelenchoididae.
AUGUUUUUUCCAACCGCAAUUCUACUGCUCGCUGUCUGCCUGUCGGCGGAGGUUAUCGAGUUGUGGAACUACCGCGCAAGCGGUGCCCAAACCUGGCGGCGGCAAGCUGAACGCGACUUCAAUACGCAAAACUUUCACUCCGAGCUCUACUUCUACAAGUUCCAUCCCACGUUCGGGAUCAGCCAUCGAUUCCCGGGCCCUACCAAUCGGACCGGCCCGCAUAUCAUCACCAUGUCCGGGACGAUGGGACCCUGUAAUUGUUGGAGGGUAAGUGCAGCAGAUGCUCUGUACUACUAUAAAGUGCGUAGACUGUUUGCCGUGACGACGAUCGCCAAAAAGUCUUGACAUGUUUUCGCACCGUGCAGGCGCAUGAAUUCGGCGUUGCGACGAGUUGUCGCGCGAUAAAAACUUGGCGGGGUGCGAAAAAAGAGAGCACUGUGCGUUUUUUACCCUUUUCACAAGGAACGUACUUCUAUGGGGUACGGAGUUACAGGUCGAGACAUAUAUCAAAAAAAAAUCGCAAGAAUUUUCUGAUUCAGAAUAUGUAAAAGUUCGCUCAUUAAUUUUGGUUUGUAAGGGUGAAAAAAUCCUCUUAAGUUUUCUCGCAACACCAAGUAAAUGCCUUUUUGACCAAUUUUUACCGAAUCAAAAGCUUUGCUUUGAGCUAGAAUAAACCCUGGCAUCUUGACAAGCCUUAAAAUAUCAAAUUUGAUUAAUAUUAAACCUUAAUUAUUAGUUCCAAUAUAAAAAAGGGGCACUUGUGUGGUAUUGCGAGAAAAAGUUCAGAGGAUUCUUUUCACCCUUACAAACCAAAAUUAGGCAGCUAACUUUUACAUAUUCUGAAUCAGAAAAUUUUUGCGAUUUUGUUUGCUAUAUGUCUCGACUUGUAACUCCACACCCUAUAGAAGUAAUCUCCUUGUGAAACGGGUAAAAAACGCACAGUGCGCCCUUUUUUCGCACCACGCCAAGUUUUUAUCGCGCGACAACUCGUCGCAACACCGAAUUCAUGCGCCCAACAUGUCAAGACUUUUUGGCGCCGUGAAUUUCAAUUAUCGCAGCGCGACAAGUCUUUCGCGCGACGGCGAACUGUACAGACAUGGGAAAAUGUCAGAAUUUUUUUUCAAAAAAUGGACCUCUGCACAUGAACCCCUAUUUGUCGGCAUCGUAUUGAUUUCAGACCGUACAUCAUUGCCCUGUCCCUCCUAGCAGAACGAACCGCCUUUUCACAGUGGAUAUUGUCUACAACAGCACCACGGUGUGGGCCAGAAGCGGUAAUCCGCGCGUCGUUCGCUACACCAAGAUAAAGGUCGAUGGAACUUGGGGACAGACGAAUUCGAGCAUCGCACCUGCUCUCUGA